AGUAUAAAUAAUAAUGAUGCAUAGUCUAAAGCCUGAAAACAUACUCAUCGAUGAAAAAGGUUAUAUAAAAUUAACAGAUUUUGGUCUUUCCAAAAUAUUGCUAUAAGAUAGAACUGAAUAGGUAGAAGGAACAUUUGAAUAUUUGGCUCCAGAGAUUCUUAAUCAAAAUGGAGAUGACUAUGAUUAUAAAGUAGAUUGUUGGUCCUUAGGUUGCUUAUUAUACGAAUUAAUUGCAGAGCAUCCUCCUUUUAUGUCUGAAUAUAGGGAUCAAUUGCCCAAUUUAAUUAAGACAACGCAACCGAAAUUCAACUUUCCAUUAUCCGAUGAACUUAAAGAUUUGAUAACCAGUUUAUUGCAAAAGGAUCCAAAGAAAAGACCCUCUUUAGCGGAAAUCAAAGGAUUUUCAUUCUUUAAAAAUGUUAAAGAUUGGGAAUCGUAUUUAUCCUACAGGGUUGUUCCUCCCUUUUUACCAAUUUUUCAUCAAUGUGAAGAUUUCUGGCGUUUCGAUCCUGUAAGUGAUUUUAUCUUAACAAAUAGGGGUUUACCUAAUAUAAAGAAUCUGGAGAUGCAAAUUAUGAUUCAGAUAAAGAUAAUAAAUUUCCUGACAUUUUCGGUAAAAAUUCUUAAUAAUGA
Molecule: messenger RNA, 633 nt
Organism: Paramecium octaurelia
Lineage: Eukaryota; Ciliophora; Oligohymenophorea; Peniculida; Parameciidae
Source: the annotation of a GenBank genome assembly